AUGCUCCCUGCCAUUGGCCACUAUGGCAGCCAAAUUCAAACUAAUACAGGUCCUGUAGGCGAAACUUUGGAUGAAAUGCGACAGCGACUUCUACAAAAGAGGAAUGAUCAAGAACUCAUUGAACAAAAUCAAGAAAGUAUGGCAGAGGCUCGACGAUCGAAACUUGUAAUGCGUUCAGAAGAUGGUGGUGGUCAACGCUAUCCGGAAAAGGUUAUUCUACUUGCAAAAGUAGAUGGCUAUGUGACAGAUUUCUCUGGCUGGAAUUAUGUGUUCACAGACAAUAAGAAAUAUGCGCAUGAAACAUUCGAUUUAUUUUUCAACCUACUAAGUUCAACAUCAAUUUUGAAUGAUUUACAAAAUCAAGAAAUUGAUAAACCAAAACGAAACGCGUAUCCUAUAAUAUUUUCUAUCGUUCAAACCGUGUGCAGGAGUUUAAUGAGUUUUACCGUGUUUACAGAUAGUGAUUUUGAUUCUUAUAUACCGCUCCUUGAAGCAUGUAUCACAUAUAUCAGUCGUGAUUUUGAAUCGUUGGACACAACCAUGAACGAUCAACUUCAGUCAUUGACUAGCAACGAUGAUCCAGAUCACUCUCUUCCGUCCGGGCUUCAAGACAUAUUGACGCUUCCACUAAAUGCAUUGAUAACCAAUACUAUAUUAGUUUUAAUUAAUACCUUGGCCGAUAAAACCGUUCUUGUUCCACUUUUUGUUAAGACGGGAUAUCCAAAAGCUGUCACGCAUGAUAUUGGUGCCGAUACUCUAAAUAUGAAUGAUGCACUAUCAGCGUUACAAACAUUUAAAGAAAAUAUUCUAGACAAGCGAAGAGAUUCUCAAAUCGAAAGUCAAGGUCUGGACACAAGUUUAGUGUAUUCUAUGACAGUUGCACUUUUAUCUGAUCCAGAACAAAUUAAAAAAGGUUUUAGAACAAUGAACACAACACUUGAUCAAUUGCUACGAAUGGUGAUUGAAACAGCUAUAAUCGAAGAAUAUUGCGGUUAUCAUUUAUCGGAACCACUUGUUGUAUUAACAAAAUUAUUUAUGAAUGAUGAUGUUGUUGAUUAUGUACUUAAGCAUGCACAAGUUGAAAAAGACGACAACAAAAAUAAAUCGAAUCUACAAAUAUUUUGCGAUACGUUAAUAUUCCACACAGACAUGCUAAAUAACGAGAAACACGACAGCGCCAGUUCCAAUGACAGUGGCAGCGAAACUAAAAAUGAAGACGAAAAUGAAAAGAAUCCUAUGUUGAAACAGUUAAUAAGAAUUGCCUUAUGUAAUCUGUUGUGGAGUGUUUCAUUUCAUAAUCAGUAUAAGAACGAAAUGAGAGAAAAUGAUGGAUUUAUGAAUACUGUUAAAUAUUUAGCUGCAAAUGGGGAAGUUUCACUUCAACAAUUCGUACCAAAACAUCUGUCAAGUAUAAAGAAAGCAGCUGAUGGCAUAUUGUGGAACUUAAACGAAUCAAUCCCAGGUGCAAAACCAAAAAGCUUUCAAAAAAGUACUCCGGAAAACACAGCAACAACGAAUAUCAGCAAGACACCAUUGGUAAUGAUCAGCUAUUCGCAUGAGGACGAUACCUUUUGUAGAAAUCUCGACCAUGCAUUAAUAGAAAAUGCUCAACUUGAUGCAUGGACUGAUUAUAAGGAUAAUGAUGUUCAAUUACAAAAAGACGUUUCACAUACAGAUAAUUUAUGGGAAAAUAUCGCAAAUGUAAUGGAAGCAUCGGAUAUCAUUCUUUUAUUAAUAACAAAAGAUUACUUUAAUAGUAAUUCAUGCCGACAAGAAGCUGAAUAUCCUAAAUAUCCAUUGAAAAAGCGUAUUAUCCCAAUCUAUUUAACAAACGACUACGAAGCACGAGGAUGGCUUGGAAUUAUGAUUGCUGGACAAAAACAUAUUCGAUUCGGUAGAAAAACGUUUGAUUCAACGAUAAUAGAAUUGAUUAAACGAAUUACGGAUUGUGUACCAGCGAAAACAACGAUACAAAAUCGAGCAGAAAGCGCUCGAGUGACUACAUGUGCCUCCAGACAACAACAGCCACGAAAAUCAGUCGAUCACUGGACAUUAGAAGACAUUAAUCACUGGUUUAGUCUGAAUCAUAUUCAACCAGAAUUACGUUCAUUAUUUACACUUCCGACUGGAACGGCCAUGGUCCGUUAUGCUGAUUACUUAAAAUGCAAUGAUAAGAAAGAAUAUGAAGCAAAAUGUACAAAAUUCGAAGAUAAAUAUCAUAAAAAAUUAGAUGCUGAUCAGUUUUUUAUCUUUGAAGAUGCCUUGUGUCAGCUAAGUGAUGAAUAUGGAAAGAUGAGACAACCGUCAGGACAGGAACUAACACCUCCAGAUCAUCCACAACCGUCACAACAACGUCAACAGCCAAAUCUGAGAACUUCACGAUUCUGUAUAAUCAUAUAG
Molecule: messenger RNA, 2400 nt
Organism: Didymodactylos carnosus
Lineage: Eukaryota; Metazoa; Rotifera; Eurotatoria; Philodinida; Philodinidae
Source: the annotation of a GenBank genome assembly